Messenger RNA from Magnolia sinica, 2450 nucleotides. Its product is annotated as sulfite exporter TauE/SafE family protein 3-like. NCBI's taxonomy places the organism in Eukaryota, Viridiplantae, Streptophyta, Magnoliopsida, Magnoliales, Magnoliaceae. Gene Ontology annotation, biological process: protein ubiquitination. Bases 842 to 2284 code for a protein of 480 amino acids. The record is from RefSeq and is a predicted model, not a curated record. The transcript has 12 exons. Gene Ontology annotation, cellular component: membrane; Cul4A-RING E3 ubiquitin ligase complex.
AGUACUAUAUAAAAAAAGAAAACCGGCACUCUUUUACGCUGAAUCUCUCUAUUUUUGAAAAAUCCCUUUUUUCUUUUGGAAGAAAUAAAAACGUCGAUUGAGAGAGAAGCUCUCACUGUCGAAUUUCCGGCACGAAUUCAAGAUUCUGGACGUUUUCGCCGGAAAAUCGUUGGAAUCUUCAAAGGAAUCUUCUGGAAAUCCGGAAAGGCACGUUUGGUUUGUAGGAUUUCAGACCGGAAGGUCUACGGCCAGAUUUCAUCCGAAAGCUCAAUCGGAAGAUUCCCGCUUUUCCUAAUCUUUUCUCCACUCCUCCGAUUUUCCUACCGGAUCUUGUUUUUUAACCCUUUCCGGUACUCAUCGCCGAUUCUGGCACUGUCGGAUACGAAUGCGGUGCUGAAAAAACCAGAACCGACGGUGGAUUUUGUAGGAAUUCGGACGGGUGGAUUUUCGCGAAGAGAUUCGAGCAAGAGAGAUAGGUUCGUUGCGAUUACGAUCGAGAAAGGUCGAAAUUUUGAGGAAUUUCGCUCUCGUUGAAGGAAAUCCUUUUUUUUUCCCCAUUGUAGAGUGGUGAAAAUCCCUGUAGGUUUAGAUCGGAGUUGGCUUGGACCGUUGGAUCUUGCGGUUGAGAUCGUACUUGAAGAGGAUUCUUCAGAACGGCUCAUUUUCGAUUGAAACUGGUGGAGAAAAGCUCCGGAAAGUUGAUUCAGAUGGGAAUUUGAAUUCUUUGGUAAAAUCAGCUUUCCGGUCUGUUCACUGAGAUUCAAUUAAUUCCUCUCUUUCUCUCUUUGAAAGAGAACGUGAAGUUAUAGUCGAGGAGUACAGGCGGAGAUUUUGAGAUCCAAUGGCUGAAAUGGGAGCAAAAUGGCGGGGUUUGAGAUCGGUAGCAGCAAUCGGGUUCAGCUUUCUUCUAGCUUCUGUGCUUGUCUCCGCAGAACGGAAUCUGAAAGGCAUGGCUUCAACAAAUGAGAAAAUUGAAGAUGCAGAAUCGGAUUACCUUUUGAGAUUCAUAAAUUUCUUGUGGCAACCCAAUGGAUCGAGCUACCAGCAUGUUUGGCCAGCUAUGAAAUUCGGCUGGCAAAUUGUUGUGGGUACGAUCAUUGGGUUCUUUGGAGCAGCAUUUGGGAGUGUUGGUGGUGUUGGCGGGGGCGGGAUCUUCGUUCCUAUGCUGACUCUGAUUAUUGGGUUCGAUGCCAAAUCAUCGACAGCUAUAUCAAAAUGUAUGAUCAUGGGAGCAGCAGCCUCGACUGUUUACUACAAUCUUAAGCUAAGGCAUCCAACUCUAGAUAUGCCCAUCAUAGACUAUGACUUGGCGUUGCUUUUCCAACCGAUGCUUAUGCUUGGAAUCAGUAUUGGUGUCGCUUUCAAUGUGAUUUUUGCUGAUUGGAUGGUCACUGUUCUGCUCAUCAUCCUUUUCUUGGGCACAUCAACAAAGGCUUUCUUGAAGGGUGUGGAAACAUGGAAGAAAGAAACUAUAAUUAAAAAGGAGACUGCAAAACGCUCGGAAUCAAAUGGCAAUAGCAAUGAAGAGGUGGAAUACGAGCCUCUCCCUAGUGGCCCAAGCAGCGGCACUGAGAAUGGGACCAAGGCAUCUGGGGACGAAGAGGUCCCAAUUCUUAAGAAUGUCUACUGGAAGGAACUUGGCCUUCUCGUCUUUGUCUGGGUUGCAUUCCUCACGCUGCAAAUUGUUAAGAAUGGUACAACAACUUGUUCCACAGCAUACUGGGUUUUGAACUUACUGCAGAUCCCAGUUUCUGUGGGGGUGUCUCUGUAUGAGGCGGUUAGCUUAUAUAGAGGCACGAGAGUGAUUGCAUCCAAGGGAGAGGAAGGGACAAGCUGGAAAGUCCAUCAGCUGGUUCUCUACUGCUUCUGUGGCAUACUCGCAGGCAUAGUUGGCGGACUGCUUGGUUUAGGCGGAGGUUUUAUUCUGGGCCCACUUUUCUUGGAGCUGGGCAUCCCUCCUCAGGUAUCGAGUGCUACGGCCACCUUUGCCAUGACAUUCUCCUCAUCAAUGUCUGUUGUAGAAUAUUACCUUCUAAAGCGUUUUCCAGUUCCAUAUGCUCUCUACUUUGUGCUCGUGGCAACAAUCGCCGCCUUUGUUGGGCAACACGUGGUGAGGAAGCUAAUCAUUUUAUUAGGGAGGGCAUCCCUCAUCAUCUUCAUACUAGCUUUCACAAUCUUUGUGAGCGCAAUCUCACUUGGUGGGGUUGGUAUAUCGAAUAUGAUAGUGAAGAUCGAGCGGAAGGAAUAUAUGGGAUUUGAGAACCUCUGCAAGUAUGAAGCUUAGCUUGGAGAUCUAUUCUUAUUUAAUCACCAUCCUUGUUGUUAUGCUGUUAUUCAUUUAUUUCCAUCAGGCCAAAAAUGUUGGGCUCUCUCUUGCUUUUGUGUACCAAUUUUCCCAUUUCUAAGGUUCAAGAAAACUGUGGUUUAAUGAUAUGAUUAUUGUGAUCCAA